This is a messenger RNA of Actinia tenebrosa (Australian red waratah sea anemone), 2328 nucleotides long. RefSeq lists its product as uncharacterized. NCBI's taxonomy places the organism in Eukaryota, Metazoa, Cnidaria, Anthozoa, Actiniaria, Actiniidae. The record is from RefSeq and is a predicted model, not a curated record. Gene Ontology annotation, biological process: Notch signaling pathway. Gene Ontology annotation, molecular function: Notch binding; calcium ion binding.
UACGUGUUCGCGCUUGAGGUUUUAGUUUACCGGACUGUAAAGCGGUGGUAGGAUGCGGCAAAGUUUCCCACUCAUCAAUCUAUUUUGUCAAUCUAUGACUCACGAAUCAUUUAUUACGAAUUAAGAAUCCAAAUGAAAUGACCAGUAGAAAUUAUCACCUUGAUUAUAAAUACCUCUUUCAAUAAUGAAAUGUCGAAGGAAACAAAURAUGCAAAAGAUUAGAAAAUAUUUAUAGUCGGCAAAUUCUCAUUUUCUUAGCUGUUUUGGCCGGUCUCUUUUCAUUCGCCAGUGUUUGGAAAAUUCUAGAAAUUGUUGACAGAAUAAUGACAAACUGGUUUUCAUUCAGUUUAGCAUAUACAGAAGAGCUUUUGUUUGUUUUCAAUAUUGCAGCUGUACAAAGUCGUUCCUGCUUUCCUAGACGACUUGAACUGUAGUGGACAUCGGUAGCGUUGUGCUCAGUCAAAUUAACAGUUCUUCAAAUAUUGACUAAAAAAAAUAUUCAUGGGAUGGUGAACAUUAAUAACAAAUAGUUUUGGCCGGAUUUUAAUCAGGUUUUACAUUUAAUUGCUCAUUCAGGACAUGCAGUUCUAACUAGUUUUUAUACACUAUGGAUAAAUCUUCUGCCAUUAGACUUUUGCAGUUUCUCACCUUAUGGAUACAGUUCACUAGUGAGUACAGGCUUGACAUUCCUUUUCAUUUUUACUUGUCUUCAUAAUCGAAGUGGUCGUAGGAUGCGGCAAAGUGAUGAAAUUUGACCUCACAAUCCAAGGAAAAGCAUUAAGAAAYCACGUUUCUAGUAGUGAUUUUGCUACGGACGAAUCUCACUGUAAAGUUAAGUGUUUCUUGGAUAGUCGCUGUAUCUCGUACAAUUUUGGUAGCGGCGCCGAUGGACAAGGGUACGUGUGCGAGCUGAGUCACUCAGACCACAUCAUGCAUCCUGAUGACCUGGUCAACAGAACCAAUACAAUCUACGUCAGGGCACAGAAUUCUUGCAAUUGCAGUCAGAACAUGAUUUGCAGGUUUGACUUCGUAGAUAACACACACCAAUGCGACUGCUUUCCAGGUUUCACUGGAUCCGACUGUAAAACAGACAUCUAUGAAUGUGCUUCUAAUCCUUGUCAAAAUGGAGGUUCGUGUCAAGAUCAAGUCAACGGCUACGUCUGYACAUGCGUUACUGGCUUCACAGGAACAAUAUGCGAGACAAAUAUCGAUGACUGUGCAAUCAACCGUUGUCAGAACAAUGGAACAUGUAUUGAUUUGAUCAACGACUACAACUGCUCUUGUAUUUAUCCUUACUCGGGAAGAAACUGCAUGACCAGAAAAGGUUGGACUGAAUGUAUAAUCAAGAGCGGUGAGGAUUGCAUUGGCUCGAAGGAUGAUAAAUACGCUACCUUUGAAUGCCAUAAGGGACACGUGAUCGCCUUCAAACUUAUCUAUGUAUCUGGAGACGGACUGUCUUAUACCGGACAAAAAAACGAUAGAGGCUAUUGGGGUGGAACAAACGCAGGAAAGAGCAGUCUACAAAUUCAUAUAACAGAGGAUAAAGAAGAAAAUGGCAGAGUUGCGCCCCCUUCAAACUUAAUUGCACUUGACACUAUUUUAAGGAUAGGGAUAAUGGCGUAUAGCUUACCUGGUGUUACUAACAUGGAUCCUGAACUUGUGUUCCCUGAUUUUGUCCCUGCAAUGCCUUUGGAUAAGGAUACUAAAUUCAGAAUUUGGUUUGGGUCAGAUUUGUCAAGCAUAGGCGAGAAAAAUAACAUAGGACAAACGUGUGUAAGAGUCGAAGUUUUGUAUGAAUAGAGUAGCAUUUGCGUAUGAGUGGGAACCAUACACGGUACGACAACGUAAUACUGAAAAGCAGUCCCAUUCGCCACUCUAAAAACAUCGGUUAUUCACUGGUCAAACACAAAGCAUUCAAUCGAGGAUGCAAAAUUUGGAACUUCCUUGAAGCUUCUAUAGAAAGCUUUCAAUUUGACAAGUGAACCGAUGUAUGAAAAUUGUCUUUCAAUAAUUCAACCAAUAGAGGUUUUGCACCAUCACGUGACGGCAGCCAUGCCGGUUAGAUGGCAGGAACAAUGCAAUCGUUUUACAUGAGAAAGAAUUCAAUUCCUAAGAGCAAAGGGAUUUUAUUGUUCUGCAUCUAAAAUACAGGCAGCCCAAGGCUCUAUUAUGGGCACACCGCUAUGUGAUGGUGUAAAACCUAUAUUGCAGUGAAUAGUUACGGAUACCAUAAGAUAGUGUUGGGCUAAAGUACAGCUUUGAAUUUACUGUAACGUUUUACCUCAUACGAAAAUAUGCGCAUCACUUAUGAAAGACCUUAUGAAAAAA